GGAAAUCGACUGCCUCAUCCAACACCUCCGCCCGCAAGUUCUUUGAGCUGUGCCAGUUGGGAUCCGACCAGGACUGGCUGUGCAAGCAUCUCAUGGCCGUGUGUCUGGUCAACGGUUUUGGGGCCUCAGAGGAUCGACAGAAGGCAGCAACCAUCUUUGAACAGCUCGCCAGCGAUGGCCACAGCGACAGCCAAUACUGGAUCGGAGAGUGCUAUUGCUUUGGCGGGGGAGUUUCGAUGGACAAAACGAAGGCGCUUCAGUGGCUUAGCGAAUCAGCCGGCCAAGGCAAUUCAUACGGGCAGUACGUCGUUGGUGUAUGCCACUAUUGGGGAUGGGGAGUUGCCAAGGAUAUGAAGAAGGCGUCCGAGUGGUUUCGCAAGUCGGCCGAGCAGGGAAAUCGGUCAGGACAGUGCUGGCUCGCCGCCUGCUACAAGAACGGCUACGGUGUUCCCAAAGACGUUGACGCCGCCAUAUUCUGGUACCGCAAGUCCGCCGAUCAGGGCCACGCAAAUGCCAUCCGUAACCUCGAGGUGCUUGACUACUAAUCCUGAUCUGGAUGUCCCGUCCAAGCGUCGCUUCUCAACAACCAGUAUGCAACAAUAAGCAUGCAGGCAGACAUAGCGAUGAAGCAAAUCACACGACGAGCAUCCAAGAUGGGCAAUGCCAUGUUCGAUAUCCAAUGUGUCCAAUGGAUUCAAUAUACAAAGCACCGUUGCGGCGGUACUCGGGUACUGACGAUAUCGCAUCGAAUCACCCUGUGGGGCUGUCAAGUGAGAGUGGCAUGAUCCUGCUCCUCCCCGUGUCGUAUCUGUAUUUCUGUUGAUAUACCAAGUCCCCGAGCUUCGAGAUCACGUAGUUGCAGCGAAUGGCGGCCGAACACUACGGCCCCAUCCUCCCGU
Molecule: messenger RNA, 899 nt
Organism: Polychytrium aggregatum
Lineage: Eukaryota; Fungi; Chytridiomycota; Chytridiomycetes; Polychytriales
Exons: 1
Coding region: 93-545 (150 amino acids)
Molecular function (GO): protein binding
Source: RefSeq, a predicted model, not a curated record